UGUUAAUAGUAGGGCUCCUGUAAAUCAAGAAGCAUAUUAUGGCUUUUUAAUGGACAACUUUCAGCUUACUCGGGCAGAAGAAGAUUGUUUUCAAGAGCAAGUGAGAAAUACUCUGAAUAAUAACUUCUAUCCACGGCCACAUCCACAAAAUAACUUCUAUCCACGGCCACAUCCACAAAAUAACUUCUAUCCACGGCCACAUCCACAAAAUAACUUCUAUCCACGGCCACAUCCACAAAAUAACUUCUAUCCACGGCCACAUCCACAAAAUAACUUCUAUCCACAUCCACAGCCACAAAACAACUUCAUCUAUCCACAUCCACAGCCACAAAAUAACUAUUUUAAUCUAUACUCACCAGAGGAGUGCUUUAGAAAAGUGAAUUAUGGCUUUGUUAAUCUGCCUUUCACAACGCAAUCAAACCAUCAUGCCUGCAGUAUUUGCUCUCACUUCUAAAAGCUCAACAACUUCACCAGAAAGUGAAGCCAAAUCAGUCUUAGCAUUUUGAGAAUUGGAGCCUCUUCCCCAGCACCUCUAUAAGAAUCCCAGCAGAUCCUGAACUUCAGAACAGACCCAUUUUCACAGCAUUGCACAAACCAGUGAAGAUUUUUGUCUAAAUGGAGAUUUCUAAUAGGUUAUCAUUUCAAAUUUGAUGGCUCAUAAGAUGAUAGUGUCAUGGAUUCAGAACCAGAAGUAUGUGUCAACCCAUCAAUAUCAGUUGAGAAGUUUUGCUUAGCUCACCGUCUUGGAGAAGAAUGAAUCAUUUUUCAAGCUCUGGUUCAGUCCAUUUCUUCCUCCAUUUCAGAGGCUGCUGAAUUCCAGCUCCAGUUUCCAACGUGGUCUCACAAGACAAUCUUCUCAGUCCACACCAGCCCUCAAUCCUCUAUGUCUCUCAUUUCACCUGCUUUACAAUAAAUUUUGUUGUCUUGUGAUGCUU
Antechinus flavipes (yellow-footed antechinus) is the source of this 935-nucleotide messenger RNA. RefSeq names its product pleckstrin homology-like domain family A member 1. The transcript is spliced from 14 exons. The record is from RefSeq and is a predicted model, not a curated record. NCBI's taxonomy places the organism in Eukaryota, Metazoa, Chordata, Mammalia, Dasyuromorphia, Dasyuridae. Bases 50 to 454 code for a protein of 134 amino acids.